CUUGAGGAUCGUGUCGGACAGUGCAUUAGUACAGGGGCGCCGAUCGGGUUCCAGAUGAUUAGCAAAUGGCUAGAGCAGUGUGUUGCAGACCAUGAAGUCUGCCGUAAAGGGAUAGGUGAUAUCUGGCCAGCUCGUCUCUUGGACCUCAACGAAUUUGCAGAUUGCGACGACCUACGGUUGGUUCUUACUUCCGAAGUUGGCAAGAAACCGUAUGCUACUUUGAAUUACUCUUGGGGUGAGAAUACCAAUCUCACGCUGAGUUCUGGAAAUUAUGACAACUUCCGAUCCCGCAUUAGACACGAUGCUCUACCUGCUACAAUCCGGGACGCAGUCGCAGUCUGUCGGAAUUUGUCCAUCCGAUACUUGUGGGUGGACGCUUUGUGUAUCAUCCAAGGGGAUGACAGGGAUUUCGCGCAGGAGGUCUCCCGCAUGGGAUCAAUUUACGCGGCAUCACUCCUCACUGUGGCGGCAGGAAACUCGAAACACUGCGAGUCCGGAAUCUUCACAACUCGUCAGCCACUUGGCGAAGAGUACUGCAUGGUUGAAGUUGAUGGCAGUAUUUUCCGAUUUGCACGGAGACAUUGGCGCAACUGCGGACGUCACUAUAUAAUGGUCCCAUUUUCCGUCCUUAAUUCUCGAGCUUGGGUAUUCCAAGAACAUAUGAUGUCGCCUCGGACGAUACAGUUCACCGAUAGUGAAAUCAUCUGGGAAUGCCGGACGCUAACGAUGUGCCGACAUUGUGUCGACACCAAGCCCGUCUCACAGGGGAUCAAAUCCACGUACGUGCGUUUGCACCGAUAUCAGGAUGUAUUUAAGCAACAGACUGCCAUUAGAAUCUCAUGGCCAUGUCUGAUGUCACGCUACAGUCUAUUAGAACUAAGUGAUGAAGAGGACAGGCUGAAUGCAUUGGCAGGCAUCGCACAACUUGUCCACCGAUGCGGCUACCAGAUGUCCUAUGGCCUUUUGUUAGCAGAUUUUCUCAAUGAGAUUCUGUGGCAAAUCACUGAUGCCGUUCUUCGUGAGGGACGCAAUUCGGAAGAGCUCAAUCAUGUUCCGUCUUGGUCGUGGCUCUCAAGCCACGGUCAAAUGAGGCAUUUGAGCACAACGCAGAAUCAGACUGGAGAAGAACUGUACCAUGGCCGAAUAUUGCGACUACCGAUUGCUACCUCUUUCGAUAACAUCUCCAGAAUGACCUUACAGUGGCCGCCGCAAACAACCCGGG
This is a messenger RNA of Boeremia exigua, 1222 nucleotides long. RefSeq names its product heterokaryon incompatibility protein-domain-containing protein. The record is from RefSeq and is a predicted model, not a curated record. NCBI's taxonomy places the organism in Eukaryota, Fungi, Ascomycota, Dothideomycetes, Pleosporales, Didymellaceae. The annotation marks the transcript as partial. The transcript has a single exon.